AGGAGGUGAGGUCUCAACCGUCCAUUCGCAUCAGACUAUAACCGUCGGAUUUCAACACCUCUAGGGUUUAUACAUAAACCUCAGGCUCCUCUAACAAAACCCUCCUCCAGCAGCCUCCACGAGCUUCAGCACCAGGUCGAGCUUCCAUGGCCUUUGUUAAAGCCCAGAAGUCGAAGGCUUACUUCAAGCGCUUUCAAGUGAAGUUCAAGAGAAGGAGAGAGGGGAAGACUGACUACCGUGCCAGGAUUCGUUUGAUUAAUCAGGACAAGAACAAAUACAACACACCCAAAUAUCGAUUUGUUGUUCGCUUUACAAACAAAGAUAUUAUUGCACAAAUAAUAUCUGCUAGUAUUGCUGGUGAUUUGGUUCUUGCGACAGCUUUUGCACAUGAGCUACCUCGAUAUGGGCUGGAAGCGGGCCUUACCAAUUACGCUGCAGCUUACUGCACUGGGCUUCUGUUGGCUCGCCGUGUCUUGAAAAUGCUUGAGAUGGACGAUGAAUAUCAGGGCAAUGUGGAGGCCACUGGAGAAGAUUUCUCUGUCGAACCCACAGAGAGCAGGAGGCCAUUCCGUGCUCUUCUUGAUGUUGGUCUUAUUAAGACUACCACUGGAAACCGUGUCUUUGGUGCUCUUAAGGGAGCAUUGGAUGGUGGACUGGACAUUCCUCACAGUGAUAGGAGGUUUGCUGGUUUCAAGAAGGAUGAUAAGCAGCUUGAUGCUGAGGUUCACCGCAAGUAUAUCUUUGGCAGCCAUGUUGCCGCAUACAUGAGGACUUUGAUGGAAGACGAGCCCGAAAAAUAUCAGUCACAUUUCAGUGAGUACAUCAAGAGGGGAAUUGAGCCCAAUGGCAUUGAAGAGCUAUACAAGAAAGUCCAUGACGCCAUCCGUGCUGACCCCACUCCAUUGAAAUCUGAGAAAGCUCCUCCAAAGGAGCACAAGAGGUAUAAUUUGAAGAAGCUGACAUACGAGGAGAGGAAGGCCAAGCUCAUUGAGCGGUUGAAUGUGCUGAAUGCGGCUGGGCGGGAUGAUGAUGAUGAUGAGGAUGAGUGAAAAAAUCAACUCAAUUAGGCAGUUGUCUUUUUUUUAUUUGGGUACCCGUGCUGUACACUCAUUUAGGCAGUUUUUGAUAAUUGCUACAUUUGGGACCCUCAAUUGUGUGGUCAGCUGUUUCCGUUGGAUGUUUAGAUGGCUGCUUCCUUAUUCUGUGGGGCCAAGUUAUGGUUGCACUAUUUUUUCACCAUUUGACGAUGGCAUUGCCAUGUGAUUCAUGGCACAUGUUGGAAUCUGGGCCAUUCUUCACUUGGAGUCCACAGUCGUCAUGACCCGGAGGACAUCCAGCUUGACCAUAAUCACCAAGUGGGGCCAUGCGUGUGAUAAAGAUAAGACUGUUGGUUUUUAUGUGAUUUUGUGCCAUUUGUAGGCAAUGAAUUCUCUGGUUUAUCCUAAGCUGUCCUGUCCGUCACCUUAAAUUGAAUCUCGGUCAGAAGAUGCUGAUACAGUAAAUGGUGAGGAUGUUGAAGCCCUGAUGGUAUUCUUGUUAUUUUAAUAUGCGGUAAUUUUUCAUAUUAGACAAGUGAGUCCCACUAUUUCA
Messenger RNA from Magnolia sinica, 1590 nucleotides. RefSeq names its product large ribosomal subunit protein uL18-like. The coding region runs from base 147 to 1049 and encodes 300 amino acids. The record is from RefSeq and is a predicted model, not a curated record. The transcript has 10 exons. Gene Ontology annotation, molecular function: 5S rRNA binding; structural constituent of ribosome. Gene Ontology annotation, cellular component: ribosome; cytosolic large ribosomal subunit. NCBI's taxonomy places the organism in Eukaryota, Viridiplantae, Streptophyta, Magnoliopsida, Magnoliales, Magnoliaceae. Gene Ontology annotation, biological process: translation; ribosomal large subunit assembly.